Molecule: messenger RNA, 819 nt
Organism: Vanrija pseudolonga
Lineage: Eukaryota; Fungi; Basidiomycota; Tremellomycetes; Trichosporonales; Trichosporonaceae
Exons: 3
Coding region: 1-819 (272 amino acids)
Source: RefSeq, a predicted model, not a curated record
AUGCUUGCCUUUGACCACUUGAUUCACGUUCUUUGGGCCUUCGCCGCCUCGUCCCUCGUUACUCGAGUACAAGGGGCCGCCAUCAACAUCAACAAUCAACACGAGUUGGGCGCCAGAGGGGACUCGCCGUACGAGCCGUCUUGCGGCGACGUCCAGACAACAAUCGGCUGGCAGCCGAUCAGUUGGGAGCUUAUCCCCAAGAACGGGACUUCCGACGUCAUUCGUCUCAGUGAGGACAGGUACUGCUGCGGUGGCAUCUGCCCAAACUUCAUAAAGACGCAGACGCAUACUGUGACGACGACUUGGUCCAACUCUGUCCAGGCAUCGUUUGGCAUCAACACCCUCCAGGCAGGCCAAGGGCUCUUGAGCAAGGCCGCCGCCAAGUUUGACUUUGGAGACACGUACACCUACUCGGAGUCCGUGUCAUCCGCCGACCUCACGACAGACGAGUGCAAAGACAAGCCGACCCGUAGCGGGCUCAACUGCCAAGCUGUGGUCGUCCAGCCCUACUUUCUCCGCAUCUACUACAACGCUCAGGUGUACAAGACUCAGACCUGCGAGAGGCCGCAUCUGAAGACGGAGGAAAUCCCAGGCUCGCGAUUCUCUGUCACCAACGAGUAUGUUGACAUCCCCAAGAAACGCAUCGACACGAACGGCAAGGAGGUCCCGGACGGCAUCUUCGACUGCUGGGGCGAAUGCCAGAGGGCCGACCCCAACUACUGCUCCGGCGCGAGCCCGAGCAGCAGCCCAAGCCCAAUCCCCCAGCAGCAGGGAGACGGCAAGCGUACCGCCGGCCGGACCCGUACCAGACAGCGGUAG